This is a messenger RNA of Bombina bombina (fire-bellied toad), 1023 nucleotides long. RefSeq names its product vomeronasal type-2 receptor 26-like. The coding region runs from base 1 to 1023 and encodes 340 amino acids. Lineage: Eukaryota; Metazoa; Chordata; Amphibia; Anura; Bombinatoridae. Gene Ontology annotation, biological process: G protein-coupled receptor signaling pathway. The transcript has 2 exons. Gene Ontology annotation, molecular function: G protein-coupled receptor activity. The record is from RefSeq and is a predicted model, not a curated record. Gene Ontology annotation, cellular component: membrane.
AUGCCUAAAUCAGUUUGCAAUGAACCCUGUGCACCUGGAUACAGAAAAGCUUCUAAGAGGGGAUUUCAUAGCUGUUGCUAUAUUUGUGUGCUGUGUCCAGAGGGAGAGAUCUCCAACACAACAGAUGCAGAAACCUGUAUAAAAUGUCCAGAAGAUCGAUGGACAAAUGAUAAGAGAACUCUGUGCAUCCUAAAGACAGUGGAAUUCCUUUCAUUUGAGGACACAUUAGGGGAAGUCCUCAGUUCAGUCUCCAUCUUCUCCUGUAUUGUCACUGUUGCUAUUCUUACUAUUUUCAUAAAGCAUCACACAACUCCUGUAGUAAAAGCCAACAACCAGAACCUCAGCUACACCCUCCUCCUCUCCCUCAUGUUGUCCUUCCUCUGCUCCUUACUGUUCAUUGGACGUCCAGUGGAGGUGACCUGCCUACUCAGACAAGCUGCCUUUGGAAUCAUUUUUGCUAUUUCUAUCUCUUCUGUGCUGGCAAAAUCAGUCACUGUUGCCAUCGCCUUCAAUGCCACUAAACCUGGAAGCAAGAUAAAGAAGUGGAUGGGAUCCCGAGUGUCCAUCUGUCUGGCUAUUGUCUGCUCUCAAGGGCAGGUUGUGAUCUGCAUGCUGUGGUUGGCUCUUUACCCACCAUAUCCAGACUUUGACACACAGUCUUACAUUGGGAAAAUAAUAUUACAGUGUAACGAGGGCUCUCUCACUGCAUUCUACCUCGUGAUAGGCUACAUAGGAUUCCUUUCUACAGUCAGUUUCAUUGUGGCUUUCAUGGUUAGGAAGUUACCUGCCAAUUUCAAUGAGGCCCAGAUGAUCACAUUCAGCAUGCUGGUGUUCUGCAGUGUUUGGAUCUCUUUCAUCCCAGCGUACCUGAGCACCAAGGGCAAAUACGUGGUAGCCGUAGAGAUAUUUGCUAUCCUGGCCUCUAGUGCAGGACUGCUGGGCUGUAUAUUCAUUCCCAAGUGCUACAUUAUAUUAUUUAGACCUGAACUGAACAACAGGGUAUAUAUGCUAAGUAAACAUUGA